Molecule: messenger RNA, 942 nt
Organism: Electrophorus electricus (electric eel)
Lineage: Eukaryota; Metazoa; Chordata; Actinopteri; Gymnotiformes; Gymnotidae
Gene: psmb4
Product: proteasome 20S subunit beta 4
Cellular component (GO): proteasome core complex; cytoplasm
Source: RefSeq, a predicted model, not a curated record
AGAACGAAAGCGUCGUUUUUGCAGUGUCUUUUCCGUCACCGUUGAACAUGGAGACAAGUGGACUGAAGUUAAAUUUCUGGGAAAAUGGACCAAAACCUGGGCAAUUUUUUUCUUUUCCAGGUACCCGUACUCCUGGAUGUGGGCCUACGAAACACACACUUAACCCAAUGGUAACUGGGACAUCGGUGCUUGGGGUGAAAUUUACAGGUGGCGUCAUCAUUGCUGCCGAUAUGCUCGGCUCUUAUGGCUCCCUGGCACGCUUCCGCAACAUCUCCCGCCUCAUGAAAGUCAAUGACAACACCAUCCUGGGUGCUUCAGGGGACUAUGCAGACUACCAGUACCUCAAACAGAUAAUUGAACAAAUGGUGAUUGAUGAGGAGCUCCUUGGAGAUGGCCACAGCUACAGCCCCAAAGCCAUUCAUUCCUGGCUUACACGUGUCAUGUACAACCGCCGCAGCAGAAUGAAUCCACUGUGGAACUCUGUAGUUAUUGGUGGAUUCUACAAUGGAGAAAGCUUCCUUGGCUUUGUCGACAAGCUUGGAAUUGCAUAUGAAUCCCCAGCAGUAGCAACAGGAUUUGGUGCCUAUUUGGCUCAGCCCUUGAUGAGGGAGGUGGUGGAAAACAAGGUAGAAAUUACCAAGGAUGAGGCACGGGGUUUGAUAGAACGAUGCCUCAAAGUGCUGUAUUACCGGGAUGCUCGUUCCUACAACAGACAUGAGAUUGCAAUUGUGACCGAGGAAGGAGUUGAAAUUCUUGGUCCACUGUCAUCAGAAACAAAUUGGGACAUUGCCAAUAUGGUCAGUGGAUUUGAGUGAAGGCUCACCCUGCACAUUUGGUUUUUCUUAAGUAUUCUUUGCUCCAUUAGAGGACUGCUUUGUUGGAAUUAGUAUGAUCAAUGUUAUUGAUUUGUUCUUUAUUACAAAAAUAAACUCUUAAAACGUG